UACCACUCCCCUGGCAACACAAGCGGAAGCGGCAAGCCUGCAAACACCUGCAAUAGCACUGCCGUGCUCUGAGCUGCUCCUCUAAUUAAGCAAAGCUAGCACCAAGCUCGGUCGACCGGCCACCGCAGCAAUGGCCUCCGCCAACAGCUGGACCCUCGAGAUCGCGUCGCCGGUGACCGCACCGCGCCUGUUCCGCGCCGCCGUGAUGGACUGGCACACCCUGGCCCCCAAGCUCGCCUCCCAAGUCGUCGCCAGCGCUCAUCCCGUCGAGGGCGAGGGCGGCGUCGGCAGCGUCAGGCAGUUCAACUUCACCUCAGCCAUGCCGUUCGGCUUCAUGAAGGAGAGGCUCGAGUUCCUGGACGCGGACAAGUGCGAGUGCAAAUCGACGCUCAUCGAGGGCGGCGGCAUCGGAGUGGCAAUCGAGACGGCGACAUCGCACAUCAAGGUGGAGCCCGCGGCCGAUGGCGGGAGCGUGGUGAAGGUGGACUCGACGUACAAGCUCCUGCCGGGCGUGGAGGUGAAGGAUGAGAUCGCCAAGGCCAAGGAGUCCGUCACCGCCAUCUUCAAGGCCGCCGAGGCCUACCUGAUCGCCAACCCGGAAUCCUACAACUAAAUAGCUUGAGUGGGAUCAAACAUGUCAUAGAUGUCCCUACGUACACAAAAAGCUUGCAUAUUUGUGUGUGUGUGUUACAAUAAAAGCUGCUUGAAGCAGUGUCCGGUGCGGGGACGAGUGAGCACCGAGGAGAGUGUGGACUUGAGGAGUCAUUAGUAUGUCUUUCUGUUGUCAAAUAAUGAUUUGGUUUAAUGAUGUUA
This is a messenger RNA of Phragmites australis (common reed), 813 nucleotides long. Its product is annotated as pathogenesis-related protein 1-like. Gene Ontology annotation, molecular function: protein phosphatase inhibitor activity; abscisic acid binding; signaling receptor activity. Gene Ontology annotation, cellular component: cytoplasm; nucleus. The coding region runs from base 131 to 613 and encodes 160 amino acids. Lineage: Eukaryota; Viridiplantae; Streptophyta; Magnoliopsida; Poales; Poaceae. The record is from RefSeq and is a predicted model, not a curated record. The transcript has 2 exons. Gene Ontology annotation, biological process: defense response; abscisic acid-activated signaling pathway.